GGUGGGCACGUGGAGCAGCUUCUGCGUGGGUGCAAUGUGUCUCCUCGGGGCUUUGGGCUGCCCGGGGUUUGUCUUUCUCGGGCGGGAGGUGCCCCAUGCUGACAGCUCCACAUGGACAUCCCUGGCUGUGUCUCCAGCACGGGAGGCAGGUGCAGCCCCCUCCUCAUUUCUGCCUGACCACUGAGCGGGUGGUGGGAUGGGGAAGGAGACAUGGCGGGGAGAAUGCUCCGGCUGUGGCCAGGGCUCCGGGUGGCCCAGGGUGGCCAAAACGCGCCCAGUGCUGUGCGUAAAUGGUGCUGCAUGGGGCAGAGCGCACUGCGUGGGAUGGAGCGGAGCUGUUUUCCCCUCCCGGAACAGUCCUGCCCGUGAAAUAAAAACCACAUCUUGCAAAUGAAGUGAUUACUUCUGCUUUCCUACAAAUCAAGAAGUUCCUCCACCUGACGUGCCCUGGGACGCAAGCCGUCACCUGACGGCGGGCAGCAGAGGACCCGAGGUGCCGUGGGUGCCGCAUGGCGCACAGCGUGCUCUACGCCGACCUGCGCUUCGCCAAGGGGCCGUGGGGCUGCGGCACGGCCAGCGGGGCGCUGGGGGAAGGUGGGAGCCGCGGGACCCCCGCAUUGCCCCGUGCCGGACCCCUGCACACUGCCCCCUGCCUUCCUCCCGCAGCCCCCGGCACGGACGAGGCCGACAGCCCCUACGAGAACGUGGCACCGGGGCCGGCGCCCAUGGGGACGGCUGGGGAAGGGACCCGGCACAGCCCAGGGCGCUGCUCCCGGCGGCGCUGCAUCCCCGCGGGGCUGCUGGCAGCCAGCCUGCUGCUGCUGGUGGCCCUGGUGGCCCUGGGGACCUGCUACUGGCAGGCGACCCGUGAGCUGCGGGACGCGUCCCGGGAGCAGGCGGCCGAGCGCGGCCGCUUCUCGCAGGAGGCGCGGGCGUGGGAGCAGAGCCUGGAGCAGGCGCGCCGGGAGCUGGCGCAGGCGCGCGCGGAGCUGCAGCGAGCGUGGCGAGAGGGCAACAGCAGCCUGCUGGAGCUGGGCAGGCAGGAGGCCGAGCUGGCGCGCGUCUCGGGGGCCCUGGCCGGCGCCGAGAGGGAGCUGCAGGACGUGCAGGGGCGGCUCGAGGCCGGCGAGCGUGCGGCCAGCAGCCUGCGCGCCUGCCUGGACGCAGACUGCUGCCCCCCGGGCUGGCUGCUCUACCACGGCAAGUGCCUCUUCGUCUCGUCGGAGAAGAAGAGCUGGUGGCAAAGCCUGAACGACUGCGAGGCGAGAUCCUCCCAGCUGCUGGUGCACGGCGAGCGGCAGGCAUGGGCGCUGCCGCCUUUCCUGCACGCAGGCGGCACCAAGUACUGGGUCGAGCAGAGGACCAAAAAUCCUUUGUGGAUGGAGAAGCAGUUUGAGAAGUACAAGUGGUCUUUUGAAUGCACACUGGUGGUCUCUGGGAAGGUAGAGCGCACAUACUGCUCCUGGGCUUAUCAUUGGAUCUGCGAGCAGCCCCCAAAGCUGAGCAACCUGUCCGAGAUCUUCUCUCCUCUCCUGGCUGGGGGGUGACCCUGGCACCCCCUCUCUCUGGGGACAUAGGUUGGGAACGAAGGUGUUGGGCAUGUAAAGGAUGACUUGUGGAGAA
This is a messenger RNA of Cygnus olor (mute swan), 1623 nucleotides long. RefSeq names its product B-cell differentiation antigen CD72-like. The record is from RefSeq and is a predicted model, not a curated record. Gene Ontology annotation, molecular function: transmembrane signaling receptor activity. The coding region runs from base 510 to 1547 and encodes 345 amino acids. The transcript is spliced from 6 exons. NCBI's taxonomy places the organism in Eukaryota, Metazoa, Chordata, Aves, Anseriformes, Anatidae. Gene Ontology annotation, cellular component: plasma membrane.